Molecule: messenger RNA, 546 nt
Organism: Lactuca virosa
Lineage: Eukaryota; Viridiplantae; Streptophyta; Magnoliopsida; Asterales; Asteraceae
Source: the annotation of a GenBank genome assembly
AUGGGUAACUACGUUUCAGCUUGCAGCUUAGGGAUCUCCCCGAGAAUGAAAACCAACAAAGCAGCAAGAGUAAUUUUUCCGACGGGAGAAAUCCGGCAGUUUCAAGAUUCCGUCAAGGCAGCCGAGAUUAUGCUUGAUUGCCCCAAUUUCUUCCUAGUCAACUCCAGGUCGUUGAACAUCAACCGGCGGUUUUCGCCUCUCUCCGCUGACGAAGAUCUGGAAUCUGGAAACGUAUACAUCAUGUUUCCGAUGAGAAGAGUGAAUUUGAUGGUGACGCCGGCGGAUAUGGCGGUGUUUUGGAUGUCGGCUAAUAGUGCGCCGAAGCGGAUUUCAGGAAGGAUAUCUCCGGAAGCAAUAGUUGGUGGUGAUGCGAUGGUUAAUGAGGCUGAGCAGCCGAGGUUGGUGGUGGAGGUGUCGGAGUUUAGUCAUCGGUUAGCGGUUUGCCGAUCAAAGAAGCCGUUUCUUGAUACCAUUACGGAGGAGCCAGUUCGUUCUAAGUACCAAGUAGUGCAGAAGGUGUUGUUUUCUCAAAGGGUAGAAAACUAA